Molecule: messenger RNA, 4278 nt
Organism: Cimex lectularius (bed bug)
Lineage: Eukaryota; Metazoa; Arthropoda; Insecta; Hemiptera; Cimicidae
Gene: Sec24CD
Product: protein transport protein Sec24C
Exons: 17
Coding region: 355-4230 (1291 amino acids)
Biological process (GO): intracellular protein transport; endoplasmic reticulum to Golgi vesicle-mediated transport; COPII-coated vesicle cargo loading
Cellular component (GO): endoplasmic reticulum exit site; COPII vesicle coat
Molecular function (GO): zinc ion binding; SNARE binding
Source: RefSeq, a predicted model, not a curated record
UUAUAAAAUUAAAUAUCUUAACAACGUAAUUAUUGUCCAGAAGUUGUUUUGUGGAAAGGUUUGGGCGGGUGGGCGGCCGGCUCAUGUCCGUCGGCCCAGAGACGUCCUUCCCCCUACAACACUGACUGACGUGUAUUUGCAAUGCGCAAGUACACUUUCUGCCUGACGUGGCAGUGGCUCUAGCUCUGCUCUGGACGGCACGACUCUAGGACUCGUGUCAUUUCUUGCGUGCCCGAAGGAAAAAGGAAACUCAGACCGUCUACGCCGCUGUUUAUUAUGCCCUGCGCCUGAGACCCGGCAGACUCGAGACAAACGGACGUUUAUUUUGAUGAUCGAUUUAGUCAAUUGCAAGCCAUGAAUCCACAGUAUAUGGCUCAGCCACAGCAGCCCCAUUAUAUGGCGCCACAAGGAUAUGGUGCAUACCCUCCUCCUCUAGGAAACCAGAUGCCUCCAAGUAGUCAAGUGCCUCAACAACAAAAUCAGCCUCCUCAGAAUGGAGUGCAAUCACAAGAAUCACCGAUGAGAGAGCCCAGAGCUGAGAUGGCAUCUUUCGGCCAGCAGAAUGUAAAUGUGCCGCCAUCUUUCAAUCAGAAUUCAAACCUACCUCCUAAUAUGAAUCAAGGACAGAUGCCGUCGAUGAUGAUGCAGAAUAAGGCCCCACAACCGAACCUUCAAUCGCAAAAUAUAAACCAGAUGCCUUUGCCACAAAUGUCUCAAAACAAAUUGCCACCGACACAAAACCCUACUACUCAAAGCAUGGCUCCAUUGCAAAAUAAAAUUAUGCCACCAACCACGACCUUAGCUAACAUGAUGCCUCCCACAUCCAACCAUGAUAACAUGAUGCCCCCAAUGUCAAACCAGCCAAAUAUGAUGCCCCCAACGUCAAACCAACCAAACAUGAUGCCUCCAACUUCAAACCAACCCAACAUGGUACCCCCUACUUCAAAUCUUGCCAAUAUGCCUCCAACUUCAACUCAUGCUAAUAUGAUGCCCCCAACUUCAAAUCAUGCCAAUAUGCCUCCAACUUCGACUCCUGCUAAUAUGAUGCCCCCAACUUUAAAUCAUGCCAACAUGCCUCCAACUUCAACUCCUGCUAAUAUGAUGCCCCCAGCUUCAAAUCAUGCCAACAUGCCACCAACUUCGACUCCUGCUAAUAUGAUGUCUCCGACUUCAAACCAUGCCAAUAUGCCUCCAACUACGACUCCUGCCAAUGUUAUGUCUCCAACUUCAAACCACGGCAACAUGAUGCCUCCUUCUUCAAAUCGUGGUAUGAUGCCACCGAAUUUGGCCACUGGCAAUAUGAUGGCACCUACAUCAAAUUAUGGUAUGAUGCCACCUACUUCAACCCACGCUAGCAUGAUGCCUCCUGGGCCCCUACAUAAUAACAUGGGCCCACCAAUGAACUUAGGACCUCAAAAAAAUGUGGCACCUCAAAAUAACAUGGGCCCACAAAUGAACUUAGGACAUCAAAAUAACAUGGCUCCUCCAAUGAACACUGGUCCACCACAACUAGGCAUGCCAAUGCCAACGCAAAACCAUCUGGUUAAAAACAUGGCCAACAUGAAUCUAAACGGACCCCAACCAAUGCAGCCAACCCAGCAAAUGAAUCCAAUGGGUAUGAAGUCCCCAAUGCAGAAUUAUCCAAGCCAUGGUUAUCCAAUGAUAAACGGAGGCCCUGGCCAAAUGCAUGGAAAUGGAAUGCCUGAUCCAAACAGUACAGCAAAACCGAACAUGCCACCAUCUAUGCACCAGCAGCCUGGGCAUCCUCCCAUGAUGCCUAACCAGCAAGCGGCAUACCACGGAGCCUCAUCACCCGGUUCUUACCCACCACCACAACCAGGCUAUCACCAGCAAGGACAACAUCCCUAUCCAGCAGCCCAGCCGAGUUAUCCCGACCAACAACAACCUCAAAAAAGGCUAGACCCAGAUUUAAUGCCAAGUCCUAUGCAAGUGAUGGAAGAAGACCAACGGACCAAAUCAGGGAUAUUUUAUACCAAUCAGAAGGGUCAAGUUCCUCCACUCGUGACAACAGAUUUUAUCGUUAAUGACCAAGGCAACGCAAGCCCGAGAUUCAUCCGCUCCACUAUGUACAACAUUCCAAUCAGCGCUGAUCUUAUCAAGCAGACUGCUGUGCCUUUUGGUCUUGUCAUCAGCCCGAUGGCUGACGUGAUGGAGGAAGAACAGUUGCCUCCUCUGGUAGAUUUCGGUGAAAUUGGCCCUGUCAGGUGCAUCAGGUGUAAGGCAUAUAUGUGUCCAAACAUGCAGUUCUUUGAUGGUGGGAGGCGUUUUCACUGCCUACUUUGUACUGCUUCGACUGAAGUGCCUGAGGAAUAUUUCCAACAUUUGGACCAUACUGGAUUAAGGGUGGAUAGAUUUGAAAGGGCUGAACUAAUUCUUGGGACUUAUGAUAUUAUCGCCACCAAAGAAUAUUGUCGUGAAAAUGUACCACCCAAGCCCCCUGCUCUAAUUUUUUUAAUUGACGUAUCUUACAAUAAUGUGAAAUCCGGCCUGGUCUCGCUUAUAUGCAGCCAGAUGAAAUCGUUCUUGCAAUGCCUACCAAAAGAGCGCGGCCAAGAAAAAUCAUCGUUGAAAGUUGGAUUCAUCACAUACAACAGUUCUGUUCAUUUUUACAAUAUUAAACCAACACUCGGCCAGCCACAGAUGUUGAUCGUGGGAGACACUCAAGAAAUGUUCAUGCCUUUGUUGGACGGCUCUUUAGCAGAUGCACAGGAAUCGGAAAGCUUGAUCGACACACUGAUGCAGCAGAUUCCAGCUAUGUUUGCCGACACAAAAGAAACCGAAACAAUUUUAGGCCCUGCUAUUCAAGCUGGACUUGAAGUCCUUAAAGCUUCUAAUUGUGCUGGAAAACUUCUUGUUUUCCACUCUUCGCUGCCUACUUGUGAAGCUCCUGGAAAAUUAAAAAAUAGGGAUGACAGAAAAUUACUCGGCACUGACAAAGAAAAGACAGUAUUAACACCACAGAAUACGUUUUACAACAAUUUAGGGCAGGAGUGUGUGGCAGCUGGCUGCAGUGUUGACUUAUUUGCUCUCUACAACUCGUACAUCGACCUUGCAACAAUCGGUCAAGUUUGUAGGUUGACAGGAGGAGAGGUUUAUAAGUAUGCCUACUUUCAGGCUGAUCUAGAUGGCGAAAGACUGGUGGCAGAUGUAGAAAAGGAUAUCAGGCGAUUAUGUGCAUUCGAUGCAAUCAUGAGGGUCAGGACGUCAACGGGUGUCCGUCCAACGGAUUUCUAUGGCCAUUUUUACAUGUCGAAUACAACUGAUAUCGAAUUGGCAUGUAUCGACCCCGAUAAGGCUGUGGCAGUAGAGAUCAAACAUGACGACAAAUUACCUGAAGAUUCAACAGUGUACAUACAAACUGCUCUCUUGUACACAUCCCUUACCGGCCAAAGAAGGAUACGAAUAAUCAAUUUGGCGUUAAAGACUUGUUCCCAGAUGUCGGAUAUUUACAAGACCUGCGAACUCGACACGAUAAUGAACUUCUUUUUUAAACAAUCUGUGGUCAAAAUUCUGGAUACACCAGCAAGGGUGGUUAAAGACAACCUUGUUACGGUAUCGGCCCAAAUUUUAGCAUGUUACCGUAAAAAUUGUGCUUCGCCAACAUCAGCUGGCCAACUUAUUCUUCCUGAAUGUAUGAAACUCUUGCCAGUGUAUAUGAAUUCCCUUCUUAAGAGCGAUCCUUUAUCUGGAGGAUCGGAUAUGACUGUCGAUGACAGGUGGUAUGUUAUGGCUGCUGUCCUAACAAUGGACAUUUAUUCUUCCUUGUUGUACUACUAUCCAAGGCUUCUACCUUUGCAUGAAAUGGAUGAUGAAUUUCCAAUGGCAAUUCGCUGCUCAGCAAACAAGAUGGAAGAUAAGGGUGUUUAUUUGUUGGAAAAUGGAAUCUACAUGUUCCUUUGGUUGGGUCUCUUGGUGCCUUCUGAAUGGGUAAUGGCCGUUUUUGGCGUGCCCAGUACUGCUCAAGUAGAUACAGAUAAGAAUAGACUUCCAGUAUUGAAUAACCCUCUUAAUGAAAAAAUCAGAGGCAUCGUAAAUACAAUUAACGCUGGGAGACAUCGUACCAUGAGGCUAACCCUUGUUCGCCAAGGAGAUAAAAUGGAAUUGGUUAUGAAACACUUUUUGGUGGAAGACAAAGGACUUGACAAUUCUUCAUCUUACGUUGAUUUCUUAUGUCAUUUACAUAAAGAAAUACGAAGUCAAGUGAGUUAGCACCAGUUAUACUAUUAGGUGUCAUCCAAAAGAAAAAAUACAAAAAAA